Sciurus carolinensis (gray squirrel) is the source of this 706-nucleotide messenger RNA. RefSeq names its product FXYD domain containing ion transport regulator 7 (gene Fxyd7). Gene Ontology annotation, cellular component: membrane. The record is from RefSeq and is a predicted model, not a curated record. Gene Ontology annotation, biological process: regulation of sodium ion transmembrane transporter activity. Lineage: Eukaryota; Metazoa; Chordata; Mammalia; Rodentia; Sciuridae. Gene Ontology annotation, molecular function: sodium channel regulator activity. The transcript is spliced from 6 exons. Bases 83 to 325 code for a protein of 80 amino acids.
CACAUCAGUCUGUCCUGCUUCCAGCUGCUGCAGCCGUGCCUUCGCUGCCUCAGCAUCCAGCAGCCCCCUGCUCUGGCUCAGCAUGGCGACCCCAACCCAGACCCCCACAAACGUUCCUGAGGAACCUGACCCAUUUUAUUACGACUACGCCACAGUGCAGACCGUGGGAAUGACUCUGGCCACCAUAAUGUUCGUGCUGGGCAUCAUCAUCAUCCUCAGCAAGAAGGUCAAGUGCAGGAAGGCGGACUCCAGGUCUGAGAGCCCAACAUGCAAAUCCUGCAAGUCGGAGCUUCCCUCCUCAGCCCCUGGCGGUGGCGGCGUGUAAGGACAGCGCCCGGGAACCUCCACAGCUGUCCCUGCCUGAGCGCGGGAGCCUGAGGACCGGGUGAAGGCGGUGGGGACCCCAGCCUUGCGCCGGGGAGCGCUCCCCCGAAUGAGCCGCCCCACCCACCCCAAGGCUGGAGCCGCUGCACCCCGCUGUCCCUCCCCAGGCCUUGGCAACGACGAUCCCCCAAAGAGCCCGUCUGCAUCCCAGACCCAGGGACUCGGGCCUCCUGCUCCUGGGACCCGGGAGUCCACGCCCGGCGCCCCCAGAUCCCCGUGUGCCGCCCCCUGCACCCCCUCGUCUCCUCCCCGAAGACCCGCCCCCGGCGCCCGGGUGUCCACGUCUUGAGCUUAAUAAAUGUGCAUUUGGUGUUUUCCCUGU